AUGGCAGAUCCCAGGUUGAUUGUUCCCUACCAUGAUCCAUAUGAUGCCCCAGUCACAGAUGGCAUGCUCUAUUACAUCGACAAUUCAACUCCUACUGUUGACGAUUUAUCACUUCUUCAGGACCCUUCUCUGUAUGCAUCCACAAGUAAUCCUGCCAACGUCCAGGAUGCUGCUGGUGAUACUUUUGAAGAACCUAUUUUGUGGAAUAUUGCUAAUAAUUUCAACGGAAGCAGUUCUCAAGCCGGUCCUUCUGAAUUUCAAACCGAAACGAGUAAUCAAGAGAGGCCUGAAAAUGACAAUGGGGGAAAUACGAUGGCUAUACCAAUGUGGCCGGUGCCACCCGUACCAUUUUUAUGUAGUUGUUGCCUGGUGCUUAGAGAAAUAAUUCAUUCUAAUGGGUUUGAAACUACAAAACUUGAGAUUCAUGGAAGACUUGGAAUGAUCUGUCAUGCUAUUCUUGAGACUCAUCAAAAUUUGGCUGUUUAUCAGUAUCAAAUGAUUGAUUUCUGCAAUAAAAGCAUUGAAGAUGUGAAGAAUUAUCUUGUUCAAUAUUGUGAAGAGAGGAAACAUGCAGGCUUCGUCAUUGCGCGGGAUCCCCUCUCAAUCUUCUAUGAAGCCUUAUGUGUUGGGUUGGAUAUGGAUGAAAAUUUAACAACAGAUGGCUUCCCUCAACCACCACCCAACAACUCAGGCCCACCGGAGAUGAAUCAGCCAGAGGCGGAGAAUAACGCCGAGAGGCCUCUAAGGGCAUCUCUUGCCUUGCAGAUCAAGAGCCUAGAGAGGCAGAUACAAACUGCAAAUCUGAGAUUGAAUUCUGAUGAUCCAGAGGAGAGGGCAAAUGCUGAAACGGAAAUCGAGAAGCUUCAACGUCAAAUUGAUACUGCAUAUCUUCAUGUACCGAAGACUAGAUGA
Molecule: messenger RNA, 912 nt
Organism: Mangifera indica (mango)
Lineage: Eukaryota; Viridiplantae; Streptophyta; Magnoliopsida; Sapindales; Anacardiaceae
Exons: 5
Coding region: 1-912 (303 amino acids)
Source: RefSeq, a predicted model, not a curated record